AAAACACAGAACGGGAUGCACACGGAAAACUGCAAGGGAGCCUCGGAUGUUUACAACAGAACUGCAAAAAAUAAUGCCAUAAUGAGCAAAUCUAUACGGUUGGCGUCAUUUUGUCGCCUUUGUUUGUCGAAAACCAAGGACAAGGUGGCCGUGUUCGCCGAGGGGAACUUGCUGGAUAAUCUCCUUAGGCUGAUUGAGAUUGAGAUUGAUCCGGACGUUGAACCGAAUGCGGUGGUCUGUUACGAUUGUGUGGUGACUUUGGAAGGAUUUCAUCAGUUCAAAGAGCAGUGCCAUGUUAAUGAUGAGUUUGUGAAGACGAUUCCGGCCAAGGCGGACUAUUCCGGAUCAUCCAACGGAGAAGAAGAGGAAGACGAAGAUAGGAAUAGAAGCGAUGAUGAUGAUGAAGAAGAGGAAGAUCGCCUUGAACUUAGCGAAGCUGAAGAGGUGUUCCAUGAAUUGCCAGCUCCUCCGAAGAAAAGGAAGGCCCCCGUUGUUGAAAGUCCUAAGAAGACUAUUAGACAACCCGUUACACCGGUACAAGCAAAGAAACAAAGAACGGCAAAAUCCGUAACGUCGCCUAAGACUUCGCUCGAUGAGCUCCAAGUUCUGCAGGAGUCCUAUCCGGAUUACUUUUACUUCGAGAAAGGCUCCCGCUCAAUCUACUACACGCUGGUUUUCUACGGCGAGCGGUACAAUUCGGCACUCUUUACGGAACGGACCACCUACUGGCAAUGUAUUCACCGGAGGAAAUACGCCUGCCAGGCACAGGUUCGGGUUUCCAACGAUUACAAGACCUUUGAACGGCACUACGAGCACGCCCACAAGCAACUGCCGGAAAAGGAGGGGCAAGCUUUCACGCCACACGAAGCCCUCCCGGAGCUGUUCAAAAUCUGCAAGCGGAUCGUUGAAGAGAAAAAGCUCAAGAAGGAUAUAAAAACGGAAACUUUUGAAAGUAAAUUUCAAGAGUUUGCCGAAGAAUCAAAGCACAAGGAACCGGUAAAGAAGAGCAGUUCAAAAACUAAGGGAAAAGCUUCUAAAAUUUAUUCAUCGGAUUCAGAUCCAGAAUUUGAACCAGAAACCAAGAUAGAAAGUAAAUCUAAAAAAAUAGUCAAACCUAAGGAAGUAGAAGCUAAAAACGUCGAAUACAACGACUCGGAUCCCGACCAAGAAGAAAAUUUGGAUCUUGAACAAAUUGAACAAGAAUGCGAUGCUAUAAACGUACCAAAGCGUCCCACCAGUGGACCGACCCUGGAGGAUUUGCUUGUGCUGCAGGAUUCCUACCCGGACUAUUUCUUCUUUGAAAAAGGUCCUCGGUCCAUCCAUUUCACGCUGGUGUAUUACGGAGAACGGUUCCACUCGGCUCUGUUCACCGAGCGGUACACUUAUUGGCACUGCCGACAUCGUCGCAAGUACAAAUGUCCAGCCCAGGUGUGCGUCACCAACGAUUACAAGACCUUCGAACGGCGUUACGAACACAGCCAUCCGGAAUUGCCCGACAAAGAAGGGCAGGCAUUCACACCGAAAGAGGCUCUUCCGAAACUGUUCGAGGCGUGUCGGAAAAUCGUCCAGAGGAGCCGAGCUAAACGGCGUCAGAAACUACUGCACAAGUACCAAUUCCUCAACUCCAUAAAUAGCUCGGCGGAACUUGAGCAGGAAGACCAACCUUCUUACGAAAGCGUAGAUGUGGAUCAAGAGGAUCUGAUUGAAGUUAUCGAGGAUGAAUGUGUUGACGAUGGUACGGGUUCUAAGGAAAUGGAAUAUGAGGAGCUUAUCGAAGAAGAUUGAGUAGUAAACUGUUGCAUAUUUUAAUACUGCGCUAAGGUUUAUUCUAGACGGCAAAUUUCUUUUCAGGUAAAUGUAUGCUAAAUUUUCAAUAAUUGUAUUUUCUCAUAAGUUAAACUGUAUCAUAUUGUUUGACUAUAAAUAAUACAAAGUAUAAUGUUA
Aedes aegypti (yellow fever mosquito) is the source of this 1944-nucleotide messenger RNA. RefSeq lists its product as uncharacterized. The coding region runs from base 16 to 1785 and encodes 589 amino acids. Lineage: Eukaryota; Metazoa; Arthropoda; Insecta; Diptera; Culicidae. The transcript has 5 exons. Gene Ontology annotation, molecular function: zinc ion binding. The record is from RefSeq and is a predicted model, not a curated record. Gene Ontology annotation, cellular component: nucleus.